Molecule: messenger RNA, 663 nt
Organism: Ogataea angusta
Lineage: Eukaryota; Fungi; Ascomycota; Pichiomycetes; Pichiales; Pichiaceae
Exons: 1
Coding region: 1-663 (220 amino acids)
Biological process (GO): protein import into mitochondrial matrix
Cellular component (GO): TIM23 mitochondrial import inner membrane translocase complex; mitochondrial inner membrane
Molecular function (GO): transmembrane protein transporter activity
Source: RefSeq, a predicted model, not a curated record
AUGUCGUGGCUGUUUGGAAGUAAGCAGGACAAGAAAGAGACGCCAGUGGCUCCAGCUGGCCAGGGCGGGUUCGACGCGAACCAAAUCUCGGACAUUUCUAGCAUUCUGAAGAGUAACACCUUGGAUCCAACCAAGCUGCAUCCUUUGGCCGGUCUCGACAAAGACAUCGAAUAUUUGGACCUGGACGAGGAAAAACUCACCACUCUGGAAGGCGCCGGCAACGGGCUGUUGCCAUCGAGAGGAUGGACCGACGAUCUCUGUUACGGAACGGGUACCGUGUACGUUCUAGGACUGGGUCUUGGAGGUAUCCGUGGAUUAAACGAGGGUUUGAAAAAUCUGCCACAGGGAAGGAUGGACCCUGUGACAAACCAGCUCAGGCCAGUUCCCUUCAAGCUCAAAUUGAACACAGUUUUGAAUCAGGUCACCAAGUUUGGCCCCCACAUGGGUAACAAUGCCGGUGUUCUGGCUAUUAUGUACAACCUGAUUGACUCUUCUCUGGACAACAUUAGAAACAAGCACGAUGACCUCAACUCGCUGGCUGCUGGCUUUUUGAGUGGCGCUCUCUUCAGAAGCAGCAAAGGUCUCAAACCUAUGGGGUAUUCGGCUGGUGCAAUGACCUUGGUGGCCGCAGCAUGGUGUGGACUCAAACGAGUGAUCAAUUGA